UUUUUUAUUUUUUGAAAACUUGAAUUUCACUUCAAUUUAAUUUCCCUCACUCCCGCAGAUCUAGCUUUUCCUUCCAUCAUCAUCCUCAUUUCAUUUCAUUUCAUCAGUUGAAUCAGUUCACAUUUUCCUUUCUCAUCACACCCCACCAAAACAAGCAACCUUACCUCUCUCACUCACUCCUCCAAACUCUUCUCACCACCAUUGCACUCAAACAUUUUCACUCACAUUCCAAUUCGCACCCCCCCAAAAAUGAAGAACACAAAACCCCAAACCCAAUCAACACCAUCUUCAAGAUCUUCAUCACUAUCUUCCCAUUUAGCAAUGGUUGAACUCAAACAAAAAAUCUUAACCUCUCUUUCUAAACUCUCCGACCGCGACACUCACCAAAUCGCACUCGAAGAUCUCGAAAAGACUAUCUUAUCCCUCACACCAGACGCUAUUCCAAUGAUCUUAAACUGCUUAUACGAGGCCGUUUCCGACCCUAAACCCUCCAUCAAAAACGAAUCUCUCCGGUUGUUAUCCUUCGUCUGCUCUUCACACCCCCACUCCACUUCACCUCACCUCCCCAAAAUCAUUUCUCAUAUUGUAAAACGUCUUAAAGACACUGAUUCUGCUUCUCGUGACGCGUGUCGUGAUUCGAUUGGAUCAAUUGCUGCUCUUUACCUCAGAGGAGAGAAUAAUGGGAACAAUGGGAGUAAUGGGAAUGGUUCUUUGGUUGGGUUGUUUGUGAAGCCGUUGUUUGAGGCGAUGGGGGAACAGAAUAAGGCUGUGCAAGGUGGUGCGGCAAUUUGUAUGGCGAAAAUGGUGGAAAUGACGGCUGCUGUGGAAGAGGGUGGUGGUGCAGCGGUGGUGCCGGUGGGUGCGUUUCAGAAGAUGUGUCCAAGGAUCUGUAAACUAAUUAAUAACCCUAAUUUUUUGGCUAAGGCAGCGAUUUUGCCUGUGGUGUCUGCAUUGUCUCAGGCUGGGGCAAUUGCACCACAAAGCUUGGACAAUUUGCUAUCUAGCAUUCAUGACUGUCUCUCUAGUAGUGAUUGGGCAACACGUAAAGCAGCAGCAGAGGCAUUAAGUUCCUUGGCUUUGCAUUCAAGCAGUUUGAUUACCGAUAAAACGACUCCCACAGUGACAUUGCUUGAGGCUUGUCGGGUUGACAAGAUAAGACCUGUGAGGGAUAGCAUGACAGAGGCGUUAGACCUGUGGAAAAAAAUUGCAGGGAAAGAUGGAUCUUCUCAUGAUUCGAAGCCAUUGUCAUCUGAUGGUGGGAAUCCUGAACCAGCUGUUUUGACAGAAACUAGUGACCUGAAAAAUGUAAAUCCUGAUGAGAGAAAGACUGAUCCAUCAGUGAAGGAUUUACCAACCAGUUCUUCAAACACAGAUUCAAAUUCUAAGGCCAAAGCGGCUAGCAUCUCAGAGAAGGCAGUUGUAAUAUUAAAAAAGAAACCACCUGUCUUAAAUGAUAAAGUACUAAACCCAGAAUUUUUCCAAAACCUUGAAAGAAGGGACUUGGAUGAUUUACCAGUGGAAGUGGUUGUUCCUCGCAAAUGCCUCAAUUCUUCAAGCUCAAACAAUGACGAAGAGUCAAAGGCAACUGCCAAAGAUUCAAACGAAAGAACAAAUGCCACUGGAAAUGUGCCUAAUGAUGGCUUCCAUGGAUCUGUCAAUAAUAAAUAUCAUGGUUUAGAGAGAGGUAAUGAUGGAAAUUCGAGACAAAGGAAUUAUGAAGACUUUGCUCAGGACAGAUACUAUGAAAGAAGAAUGAAUGCAAAAGAGCUGAGGACAAAAACAAACGAUACAAUUGACAGGUCUGAAAAUGAUCAGAGGGAUGGUUCUGCCAAUAUUGCAGGUUUUUCUAGAGCUGAUGGUCAAUCAGAAGUACCCUUCUCCAAUAACAGAGGAAACUUGUUGGCCAUCCAGAGACAGUUAACACAGCUCGAAAGACAACAGGGUCAUCUGAUGAACAUGCUGCAGGAUUUCAUGGGUGGAUCCCAUGAUAGCAUGGUGACUCUAGAGAACAGAGUACGAGGUCUUGAGAGGAUUGUUGAAGACAUGUUACAAGAUUUAUCUAUAUCAUCAGGCCGUAGAUUCGAGGGAUCAUCCGGUCGGCCUUCUAGCAAGUAUAAUGGUUUUAAUGAAUAUUCCAAUUCCAAGUAUGGAAGAGGUGGUGAUGGACGCAUCCCAUUUAAUGAAAGGUUUACCCAAACUGAUGGGAAUGCUUUGGGGAUGAGGGGAAGAGGGCCAUCAUGGAGAUCUGACAUGCCUGAGGGUUGGGAUUUUCCUGGGUAUGGUGCUUCUAGAAAUGGCCAGAUUUCCUCAAGAAGGGCUUUUGGUGGUAGUUCUGUUGAUGGAAGAUCACCAAAAUCAGUGCAUGAGAGUGAUCAAGGGGGCAGCAGGAGAGCUUGGGAGAAAGCAGCAAUGCCCAUCCGGCUUGGUGAGGGGCCCUCUGCAAGAAGUGUUUGGCAAGCUUCUAAAGAUGAAGCUACCUUGGAAGCAAUUCGGGUUGCUGGCGAAGACAAUGGAACAUCUAGAGCAACAAGAGUAGCAGUCCCUGAAAUGACUGCCGAAGCAAUGGCUGAUGACAGUGUUGGACAAGAGAGGGAUGCAAUCUGGACUUCUUGGAGUAAUGCAUUCGAUGCUCUUCAAGCAGGUGAUAUAGAUUCAGCCUUUGCAGAGGUGUUGAGUACUGGAGAUGAUCGUUUACUUGUAAAGCUAAUGGAUAGAACUGGCCCUGUAAUUAACGAACUUUCAAGUGAGAUUGCAUGUGAGAUAUUAUAUGCCAUCAGUCAAUUCUUACUGGAGCAGGACCUGUUUAAUAUCUGUUUGUCUUGGAUUCAACAGUUGGUGGAGGUAUUAUUUGAAAAUGGCCCCGAUACUUUUGGCGUUCCCAUGGAAGUAAAGGAAGAUCUCUUGCGGAAUUUACACGACGCUUCAACAGAUACAGCUGAGGGUUGGGAAGGUGUACCACCAGAUCAACUUUUAUUGCAGUUGGCAUCAGGCUGGGAAAUUGAUCUACAACAGCAUGACAAAUAGCUUCAUAAAGAACAAACUACGCGGAUAAGAUUCUGUCACAUUUUAACUUGAGUUGGGGGUGAUAUCCUUGAUAGUUUUAGUGAGUGUACCCUUUGAAAUAUAUAUGCUAUUCAGGUUUCAGGCCUGCAAGUAAAAAUUACAAUGGCACAAAUUCAUGCUCCUUUUUUUGCUGCAUCAUGGUGACCGGUCGGAUCGGAUAAAUGUUUGAUAUUUGGAUAUCAUCAUUAUUACUAAGGUAGUAUGUGUCUGGUUGUCAAUGCCUAACUAGGGUGUUUAAAAUCAUUUUGUAAAUUGAGAUGAAUGAAUGAACAAAUCUUCCUUGUAAUUACACUCGUUUAAGUUUGAAAUGUUGAAGAUGAUCACGCAUUGUUGGAUACUGGAUAUGGAAA
Molecule: messenger RNA, 3413 nt
Organism: Medicago truncatula (barrel medic)
Lineage: Eukaryota; Viridiplantae; Streptophyta; Magnoliopsida; Fabales; Fabaceae
Product: microtubule-associated protein TORTIFOLIA1
Exons: 6
Coding region: 250-3024 (924 amino acids)
Biological process (GO): circumnutation; unidimensional cell growth; multicellular organism development
Cellular component (GO): cortical microtubule, transverse to long axis
Molecular function (GO): microtubule binding
Source: RefSeq, a predicted model, not a curated record